GCGCUUUCGUGCACUCGUAUUACGCGUAUGUAUAUAUAUGUACGUUUUUUUGUGCACUCAUAUUAUAAGAAAGUUUCAUUUUUUGUGAGAAGUAAAAACAUGAAAAAUCUCGUCCAUUAAGAAUAAGUCAACAAAAAUGAGCAGACACAAAUCGCCCUGGCAGAGUUGUAAAAUUUAAAGCUUUUCUGACAUCAAAAAUAUACAUCGAAGAGGUCUUUACCGCCCUGUUGUUGUCUUGUUUAUUUCCAUGGACUCGAGGGAAAACGAGCAGAACCAUACAAUGACAAACGAGGGAAUAGUCACCGAGAACGGAGAAGUCGACAGUGAAGCUGGAGCUGCAAAAGACACGCCAGGCAAGCAAAAGCUGAGAAGUUGGCUGAACCGUUACCUCAAGAUUAAAAUGACGGACGGCCGGAUAUUGACUGGGGCGUUUUUAUGCACGGAUCGAGAUGCAAAUGUCAUACUGGGUCUGUGCUCCGAGUAUUUACCCGAGAACUCUGAGGCAAGGGCUUUGGGAUUAGUGAUGGUUCCAGGGCGACAUAUCGUGACGAUACAAUUGAUGCCUAAUGUCCAGCAUUCCGCUGAAUGA
This is a messenger RNA of Copidosoma floridanum, 589 nucleotides long. It is a transcript of the gene Sbat, whose product is annotated as LSMD1 domain-containing protein Sbat. The record is from RefSeq and is a predicted model, not a curated record. Gene Ontology annotation, molecular function: RNA binding. Gene Ontology annotation, cellular component: NatC complex. Lineage: Eukaryota; Metazoa; Arthropoda; Insecta; Hymenoptera; Encyrtidae.